This is a messenger RNA of Penicillium odoratum, 1239 nucleotides long. Its product is annotated as putative mitochondrial carrier protein. The record is from RefSeq and is a predicted model, not a curated record. NCBI's taxonomy places the organism in Eukaryota, Fungi, Ascomycota, Eurotiomycetes, Eurotiales, Aspergillaceae. Gene Ontology annotation, biological process: magnesium ion export from mitochondrion. The transcript has 2 exons. Gene Ontology annotation, molecular function: magnesium ion transmembrane transporter activity. Bases 1 to 1239 code for a protein of 412 amino acids.
AUGAGCUUGACCUCGCGAGUGUUCGGUCUGUUUUCGACAACUGCGACUUCGGACGCUGGGACCAGUGGUUUCCCUACUUCUCUCCCUCCUACACAAAUAUCCGCACAUGAAAUAGGCAUCGAUGCCAUCCGGCAUGCGCGGGAUAGAAAUGUGCUGGAGGAGGAGGAGCCCCGUCCGCCAUACCUACAUGCAAUGUUAGCCGGUGGAAUUGGAGGAACAUGUGGUGAUAUGUUGAUGCAUUCGUUGGAUACCGUCAAGACCCGACAACAAGCCGACCCGCACUUCCCACCGAAAUACACAUCCAUGACCUCGUCAUAUGCAACUAUCUAUCGCCAGGAAGGAAUAUUACGAGGGCUAUAUGGUGGUGUGAUACCAGCUUUCUGGGGCUCUUUCCCAGGAACGGUCACCUUCUUCGGCGUGUACGAGUUGACCAAACGCGCGAUGCUGGAUGCAGGAAUCAAUCCCAACAUCGCCUAUCUCUCGGGCGGUUUCUUUGCCGACUUGGCGGCAUCGGUUGUUUAUGUGCCGUCGGAGGUGCUGAAAACCCGACUGCAGUUGCAGGGCCGAUACAACAACCCGUACUUCAAAUCCGGAUAUAAUUAUCGCAGCACCACGGACGCAUUUCGAACGAUCGUCCGCCAGGAAGGUGUGUCGGCCCUGUUUCACGGCUACAAGGCUACAAUCUUCCGGGACUUGCCAUUCUCCGCUCUACAAUUUGCCUUCUACGAGCAAUUACAAAACCUCGCCAAAGAAUUUGUUGGUCAGCGGGAGAUUGGAUUGGGAUUAGAAAUCCUCACUGCCGCCACGGCUGGUGGUAUGGCCGGUGUGAUCACUUGUCCGUUGGAUGUGGUUAAGACGCGUAUCCAAACCCAACAAAACCCUCCACAGAACACCGGAUCGUCUGGAGCCAAGCACAGUGCUGAUCAUGCGCCCAAAGAAAGCCCUCGACCACAUGCCCCUGGAUCAUCUCAUUCCUCCUCAAAAACACACUCGCGACCGAUCUCUACAUCCUCACCCUCUACAUCAGUUGCACCCCCCGGUGCGCCACGGUUGGAUACAUCGUCCGUAUUUACGGGGUUGAAGAUGAUCUACCGUACCGAGGGACUUGCGGGGUGGUUCCGAGGCGUGGGCCCCCGCGGUGUGUGGACCAGCAUUCAAUCUGGAACAAUGUUGGUUAUGUACCAAUAUUUACUUAAACAAAUCGAGGCUUAUCAGGGUCUUGAGGGCUCAUCUUUGUGA